CUCACAUGAUGGCAGCUGGUCGAAGGGUGAAGCUCGAUAUCGCGGAACCCUCUGGAGAUUCUGGUGGAUCCUCAGCCCAGGAUAAACUUGGGAUGGACAUAGAUCCGAGACAUCUUGCUGGGUCACCAGAUUCACCUUCAUCUCCAGGUGGGUUCCGUCAGUUAUCUUCAAAGGACUGAUCUAUAUAGAGACGACUUGAUGUGCACCCUGCAUUAAUUGGUGGAAAUCAUAAUACUUUUGUAUAAGACAUAUUAUUUGCCUCAAAAGAAUUUUGUUUCAGAAUGUGGGAUGGCUGUGAUCUCAAGAGUGUCCAAAUGAUCAUCAGAUAACCUCCUGAAUUUCUGAAUGAAACUCCCUACCUGUAAUGCUAUUUUUUUCAAGGCAUCAAAGCAGUUUGGAGGUUUACACAGGAAAAUGUUUCCUUCGCGGUAAGCCGGAAAAUCCACUCUUGUUAUUGGGGCAAUACAGUGACGAGGAUUCUGAUGAGGAAUUGGACAAUACAACUAUGGAGAAGUCCCUUGUUGAUGAUGGCCAGGAAAAUGGUUCGAUGGAUAAGAAAAGUGUAGAUGUUGAAGUCAUUGCACAUUUAGUAAACGACACUUCCAAGGACUUAGAAAAGAGAUUGGAGGGGGAUUCAAUUGUGGAAGAUCCUGUGCAGAACCAAGAUGAGAAUCAUAAAAUGUUAAUAGACAGUGCUACAAGUGAGAAGGUUAUUUUAGAAAAGGAAGCCACUAUAUCAGCAUCUUCUGAUGCGAGUCAUAGUGCAGAUGUCAAUUCAAGUUGGAAGAUGGUGUUGCAUGAAGAGAGUAACCAAUAUUACUAUUGGAACACUCUAACUGGAGAAACAUCAUGGGCAGUUCCUCCUCAACUGUCUUAUCAGACAGAGUCCAUGGGCGAGAAGGAAAUUAUCAUAAAUGCUGAAGGAAGAUUGGAUUCAGUUGCCGGUUCACUUGAAGCAGAUUUUGAUUUAGAUGCAAGAUUAGCCAGUUAUGUGGCUAUAGAUUCCAAUAAUCACCUUAUAGAUGCAAAUGCCACACUUGACAUUCAAGGCAUUUCUGAAGAUUUUACAGCGGAAGGGGAGCAGAAUGUGCAUAUUGGUGAAAUUUCAAAAGAGAAAGGGCAAAGUUUUGAUGUCAACUUAACAGAAAUCAGUAAUAGCUCUAAAGAAGUUACUGUAUCUGAUGCUGCUUUGACUUUGUUGGAGGCGGAUGCUUCUUUCCAGAAGUCUGGACAUACUGUAUUGGGAAGUUAUACUGAUUCAGAGAGCAUGAUGGUCAAGGAAGAUGAAGAUGAUGAUCUUUGUACUUCCCUUGUCAACCUUGGGGAAUCACUGUUGCAGAGAUUAACAUCUUUUAAAAGUUCCAUAAGCCACAUGGGAGAACAGGCAUGGAUAUCAAAGAGUAUUUUGGAAGUUGAGAUUAGACUUCACGAUAUCAAGUCUCUUUUACCUUUUGGUUCAUCCUUACUACCUUUUUGGGUGCAUUGUGAGAGAUUCCUUAAGCAACUGGAAGUUGAUAUUAACAAACAUGAUAAAAAAUCUGAACAGAUAUGUGAUAUUGAAACAACACCUCUACCAGAUGAAACAGUGGGAGGUGAGAUAGUUGCAGAUAUAAACAGAAGGGCUGUAGUUGGCCCUACUCCUGAAGCUUCUCCUCCUACAAUUGAUGAUGACACUAGAACAGCUAUUUUAGAAGAGGAUGUUGCAUGUCAUGGUGUUGAGCAACCUACUGAGUCACUCCACAAAGUUUUUUCCAUGUCUGGGGAAGAUGUGGACAUGGAUGUUGACAUGGAAGUUGAUGAUGCAUCUACCCAUGAAGAACCCAUGCAUUCGAAUUCCUAUGCAGAAGACAUCUCUUUGCCAGGAAGUUUUGUCCCUCCUCCAGAUGAAGAUUGGGUUCCUCCGCCACCACCACCUGAGAACGAAUUGAUUCCCCCGCCUCCUGAUAAUGAAGCAGUCCCCCCUCCACCUUCGGAUGAUGCAGCUGACCCUCCAUAUCUCCUGCCAUCGACUUACCCAGGAACUACACAAGCCUUACAUUAUACAGAUCAAUAUAAUAUGUCCUACCUGAGCUCUAACUAUGAUUAUUAUGGGCAAACAAGUACAGAGUUUCUGCAGAAUGGUGUUUAUGGACAAGCUGAAGGGUGUCAAGUGGCAGUUCCACAUGCAUCACUAUAUUAUGAAGCACUGCCAAGUGGUUAUCCUGUUGCUCCAGUUGUGGUAAAUCCCAUCGCACACGUGGCAUAUUAUGAUCACCAAGAUGGAUCUGCAUAUCCUGUACCUAUAUGCAGUAGUCAAGAUGUCAUUAUUUCUGAUCAUAUUCAACCUGUGGAGGUUACUAUUAAUCAGGAUAUUGACAAAGCUUACAAAGAGGUUCCAGCCUCUGUUCAGGUGCCAACAACCAUGCCAGUAGUGCAGAGUGUAGCUUCUGCUGCUGUAUCUAGUACCUCAUUUGUUGCUAAAACUCAAAAAGUUUUGCGUGCAAAGAAGAAGACCACCGCUGUAGUGUCUUCUUUGAGGUCAAACAAGAAAGUUUCUAGCUUGGUGGAUAAGUGGAAGGCAGCAAAAGAGGAGUUGCUUGAAAAGGAGGAAGAGGAGGAACCUUUAACUGCUUACGAGUUAUUAGAGAAGAAACGACAGCGGGAGAUCAAGGAAUGGCAUGCACAACAAAUAGCUAGUGGAGAAGCCAAAGUCAAUGCUAACUUCCAGCCUCUUGGUGGAGACUGGCGUGAGCGUGUCAAACGAAAGAGAGCUCGCAUGAAUUCUGAAACUGUGGAGAAAUCAUCAGGAAGUUCACUCAGUGAAGGCCAGAGGAAACCUGAUCUGGAUGAGAUUUCUAAGGUUCUCCCAUCUGGUUGGUUGGCUUAUUGGGAUGAUUCCACGAAUAAAGUCUAUUAUAGCAAUGCAAUAAAAUCUGAGACGACGUGGACUAGACCAACAAGUUAGCCGCCAGAAUUGAGAAACCUUGAAGCAGUGUGUUUCUUUGGAGUUUUGCCAGUCCUUGAUCUCUCCAAACUAUUUUGGUUAUUUUGGCUCAUGUAUUAUUUAAUUUUUACAGUCUACCAGAUUAAUACUGUCAUGCAUAGAAAGCUUUUUAGUUAUUAUUUAUUAAUACUCUUUAGUUUUGAUGACAGUAAAGCUAUCAUAAAAUCAAAAGUCAAAUGAGAUGCUUGAUUCCUGAACAGUCAGAUUAUAUGAAAAGUAUGAUUUAUUCAAAUGUUUUGGUUGCAUUUUAUUCCGUUUAAGUUGUCAAUUUAUUUCUGAAAAUAGUUAUUGUCUUGCA
This is a messenger RNA of Impatiens glandulifera, 3281 nucleotides long. RefSeq lists its product as uncharacterized. Lineage: Eukaryota; Viridiplantae; Streptophyta; Magnoliopsida; Ericales; Balsaminaceae. The coding region runs from base 365 to 2944 and encodes 859 amino acids. The record is from RefSeq and is a predicted model, not a curated record. Gene Ontology annotation, molecular function: protein binding. The transcript is spliced from 10 exons.